UACUGAUCAUGUCUCUCAAUCACCAUUUCCACUAGUACUAACAAAAUUAGAGGAACAUUGAACGCCACCACCACAAUCCCACACAAAUCUAGAGAGAUAGAGAGAGAGAGUUUUAGAGAGAGAGAGAGAGAGAGAUGGGCAGACCACCAUGUUGUGACAAAGUAGGAGUGAAGAAAGGUCCAUGGACACCAGAAGAAGAUAUCAUCUUGGUCUCUUACAUACAAGAACAUGGACCUGGCAACUGGAGAUCAGUUCCUGCCAAUACAGGUUUGCUGAGAUGCAGCAAGAGUUGCAGACUCAGAUGGACUAAUUAUCUCAGGCCAGGCAUCAAGCGUGGAAACUUCACUGACAAUGAAGAGAAGAUGAUCGUCCACCUCCAAGCCCUUUUGGGUAAUAGAUGGGCAGCUAUAGCAUCAUAUCUUCCACAAAGAACAGAUAAUGAUAUAAAGAAUUUCUGGAACACCCAUCUGAAGAAAAAGCUGCUGAAGAAGCUCCAGCAAUCAGGACAAAGUAAUCAAGAUGGGUUCUCAUUAUCUCCACAUGAGUCAAAUUUGUCGAAAGGUCAGUGGGAGAGGAGGCUUCAAACAAACAUUCACAUGGCCAAACAAGCCCUAUGUGAGGCUCUAUCUCUUGACAACCCAACAACAACACCAACAACUACUACUACUACUUCGGUUCCUGAAGAGACAAUAAAGCCUUGUACUUAUGCAUCCAAUGCUGAAAACAUAGCAAAGUUGCUUGAGAACUGGAUGAACAACACACCAAAAUCAAACUCAAACUCAAAAGGGAUAUCUACUACUUAUAAUUCUAGUGAAGGAGCAGUUAGUGCAACCACUACUGAUCAUCAGGUUUUUGGUCGGUCUUUGUUUAGCUUCAACUCUUCUUCCAAUUCCUUUCCUGCAGAUCAUGAGAAUGCAAAUCUGACUACUACUACUCCUUCUCCUGAAACAAGUGAAACCAAGACCAACUUGGAGACCAGUACUACUACUACUCAUGAUGAUCAAGUUUCACAAUUGACACUUUUGGAGAAGUGGCUCUUUGAUGAUGGAGUGUCUCAUGGGGGUCAUGACGAACAUCUUAUGAGCUUGUCAUUAAAAGAUACUGAUGGGUCGUUCUUAAAAUAGAUUUAUUUGCUUAAUUAAGGACACUCAAUCUGCUAGGUGCAUGGGGAGACUUGUUUCUCGUGUUUAAUUUGAUCGUCAUUUUAGGCCUUAAUUAAUUAAGCUGUUGGAACUUAAUUGCACCUAUAUAUCUAUAUAUACAUGUCUAGCCUAUGCAUGCAGCAAGAUAUUACAUAUCCUAACUCUCUUCGAGCAAGAAAAGAAGUGUAAAUUAAACAUACAUAUGUAUCUAUGAUAAUGGAUAUAUUUAUAUCUAUUGGGUUAGUAUUUGUUUUUCUUUAUAGUAGUAUUUGUUAGUUUCCUU
Tripterygium wilfordii is the source of this 1425-nucleotide messenger RNA. RefSeq names its product myb-related protein 306-like. Gene Ontology annotation, biological process: response to auxin. The record is from RefSeq and is a predicted model, not a curated record. NCBI's taxonomy places the organism in Eukaryota, Viridiplantae, Streptophyta, Magnoliopsida, Celastrales, Celastraceae. Bases 135 to 1124 code for a protein of 329 amino acids. The transcript is spliced from 3 exons.